Anopheles cruzii is the source of this 1227-nucleotide messenger RNA. RefSeq lists its product as uncharacterized. Bases 166 to 1227 code for a protein of 353 amino acids. The transcript has 3 exons. Lineage: Eukaryota; Metazoa; Arthropoda; Insecta; Diptera; Culicidae. The record is from RefSeq and is a predicted model, not a curated record.
UCCUUGCGUCGUCGUUGCUGAAAUAAGUGGAUCAAGUGAUUAUUGGUGCUCGGUGAAGCGAAACGGGGCCGCCAGGGGCUUAAUUGAUACCCUACAGUGUGGAGGAUCUCGAAUGAACUUUUAAGAGGAGUAACCGCACGAAGCUACAAGACUGUGCUGUGACCCAUGACGUCACCGAAGAGCUCCACGACACCGGGCCUGGCGGUCACGAACCGCAUCCUGCGCUCGCCGUCGCACGAGAGCUUCUCGACCGACCUGUCGCUGAUAUCGAUUUCCGUCUCGUCGAUGAACUCCGAGGCCACAAGCGUGCUGAACCGGACCAUGGAGGAAAAGCUCGGCAACCUGCUGAACCCGAAGGAGAGCAAGCGUAAUCGUUCUUCGACGCUCACGGAACGGUGGAACGAAAGCAACGACCUUAUCCGCAACUGUGCCACGCUGUCGGCGGCCCUCGGUAUCCACAAAAGCUUCAGCACGACCGAUAUCUACCAGCUGCCCUCGGAUCAGCACCAGCUGGGCCGCCUAUCGUCGUCCGAGCUCGCCCUGACGCCGUUCCAAAAGGUAGGAUACCUCUUCGACCACUCGCGACUGGAGCACGCCUCGCGCUCCUACUCCACCUGGGUAGCGGUCGGGGAGCUCGCUUCCACGUCGCAGCUGCCGUCCCCGCACGGUGGCCACACGUCGCAGGUACCGACUCUGACGAGCACAAACCCGGCACCCAGCUUCACAGUCUCAGAUCUGAUCGGAUCGGUCAAUAAGAAGAUCCGCCAGAACUACAUCCGGCGCCGGCUGUUCACCACGUACCGGGCACUCGAGCGGUUAUCGCAGAGCGAGUUCAAUCUCGAUCGGCUGGAAGCGGCCGCAUUUGCCGCCACCAAUCCGGGACCCACGGAACUGAUCGUGCCAUCGCACACCACCAUGUCGAACGCGUCGGCUUCACCGGUUGCCGGAAAGUCCACCAGUUCGCCUGCGCCGGGGGCUGGCGACAGUGGUGCCGGUGGUCCAUCGUCUGAACCGGGUACCGGCUUGUCGGCCUCCGUAUUGCGAAAGUCUAGCAGUGCGGUCGGCAGCAGUGGCAGCUCCCGGAGCCACCAUGGCCCCAAGAAGCACCUUACCUUCCACGACAUCGAGAACGAACGAGGCAAACCGCUGUCCAAGUACGAGCGCCACAUGCUAAUCUUCAACUGGCUGCACACCAUCGACGACACGGCGGUGGAGAUCGAGAACUGA